Amphibalanus amphitrite is the source of this 3102-nucleotide messenger RNA. Its product is annotated as RNA-binding protein 24-A-like. Gene Ontology annotation, molecular function: RNA binding. Bases 104 to 874 code for a protein of 256 amino acids. Gene Ontology annotation, cellular component: cytosol. The transcript is spliced from 5 exons. The record is from RefSeq and is a predicted model, not a curated record. Lineage: Eukaryota; Metazoa; Arthropoda; Thecostraca; Balanomorpha; Balanidae.
CGCGCAGUCGCCGCCGGCGUCCGCUCAGCAGUUCCACACCGCCCCGCCGCGCUCCCCGCCGCCUCUCUCCUGCUGCAGCUGCCGUGGUGUUUGUGAACAGAAAAUGAUGCUGAUGCCCGGCGCCAGCCCGUACUCGCUACCGUCCGCUCUGGCGGCCACCGGCAGCCCUGCGCUGGCGGACUCGCCCGGCGUCUCACAAAAGGACACCACCUUCACCAAGAUCUUCGUAGGCGGCCUGCCGUACCACACCACCGACAAGUCGCUACGUGAACACUUCGAGGUCUACGGAGAGAUCGAGGAAGCCGUCGUCAUCACCGACCGCCAGUCCGGCAAGAGCCGGGGCUACGGAUUCGUGACGAUGGCGGACAAGGCGGCGGCGGAGCGCGCCUGCAAAGACCCCAACCCCAUCAUCGACGGCAGGAAGGCCAACGUCAACCUGGCUUACCUGGGUGCCAAGCCCCGCGGCAAUCUUCAGGCUGGUGAGUGGGGCUUGGCACUGGCCUCGGCAGCUGGAGUCCGGUACCCUGCAAUGUACGCGCUGCAGAACCCGCAGUACAUGUACCAGUCUCCCUACAUGUCAGCCAACCACCCUCUGCUAGCCGGCCUGUCUGCCAGCGCCCUGAGCCCCGGCGCGGCCGGUCAGCCCAUGUACGACUACCAGCCGUAUGCCACGGCCGGGGCGUUCCAGGCGGCCGCGGCUGCUGAUCCGUACAGCUCUCAGGUGGCAGCGAACGCGUUCCUGCCCCAGUACGCCGGCUAUCAGGUGCCAGUCAGUUCCGCCCUGGGCGCGCAGCAGCUCUCCCUGGCCGGCUCUCAGUACGCCGCUGCCGCCGCCGCCGCCGCCGCCGCAGCCCAGGAGGCCCGCAUGCAGUGAUGACGACGCCCGCUAGAGGCGCUGGCGUCGCCCGAGCUGCGCUCGCCAUCCCCAGUCCGUCGGCCAGCCAAAGGCCGGGGGUGACGGGAGGGAUGGGGGGGCUCGACAGACGCCCAGUGACGUCAUCAGAGGUCCCGAAGUCAGCUCGACAGUUCUGGAGAGCUGGCGAGGCGGGAGAGAAGAUUGUGGAGAAUACGGCUGCUCAUGCGGUCAACAAGCUGGUUGCUAUGACGACGACUGAUGGAUGCAUGUUGUCAUGGCAACAGGUCGGCGAGUUGUCAGGUCUGAGAGUGGCCAUCUAGUGUAAAUUUUACCUACCGGAUAGCGAUGCAGUAUCUCCACAAACGAUUUGUUACAUGAGCCUCAAAAUUUCCAUAGGUUAUCAUUGUUGCAGGUUAGGUGUAUCAGUCUGCACAACUGUUUAUGCAGGUGUUAGUUGUUGACAGGCAAUGAUCGUCCUUAUACAUCAGCGCGGACAGAGCUGAUUAAGAUAGCAUAAUAUAUUCCAUGGCUCCGUUUAGGAUCCCUUUCUAAAGCCACGACUCCGAUUUCAUGGGCCGCUCGAAUCGCGUAUAUCUAUGCUUUUUAAACGUCUUUUCUAUAUUGUCAUCUGUAUUUUUAACUGUGAUGUUGCGGAAGGUUCGUUGUCCCGUCCAUCCAGCUCCGAGGUCAGGUCACCUCACGCCUCGGGGCGUUCUAGGGGCGCCGCGGCAAUCGACAUUACAGAGACACCUUCCCUGCCUGCUCGAGGUGUUAGAGCCACAUAUAUAUGCGUAUGUUACGUGCCAGCGAAGGCCGGGGCGCAGUGCGAUGCGCAGUGAAAGGUCAUUCGGCCUGCGGUCGACACGCCGGACCGUGUUUAAUGUUACCCAUCAUGUGUUAGAUUAGGCUAUCUAGGGUAAGAUGCCGGGCGAUCGGGUGCUCGCAGCGCCGAGCCGCGGGGCUGGGACAGGAAGCAACUGUACAUAAGCACUCGCACGGACGUGCGCUGAGCCACCGAGCUGCCGGCGUUAGCGACUGGGUGGGUGGUUAGCUAAGGGUCGCGGGCGCCGCGGGGGGCGCGGUAGGGGCGCCGUGGGGCGCUGCGGGGGCGUCCGACCGACGGUGGAUCUAGUCAGGCGCCCGCGAGGUGCCAGCCCGCCAGUCGGCCGGCCGAGCCCAAUAUCCGCUGCUGCAAACAGUGCCUUCUACCUGCCUGGUGCCUUAUCAGUGCCUCUUUUUGACGCGCGCCGACGGAAAAUUGCCACCUUUUGUCGACUGCCUCCGCCGCCGACGCCGCCGCCGUCGUCACCGCCAUCGCCGCCAUCCGCUGUUUUUGCGAGCGAUGUGACGAUCAAAACAAGUUUCUCAUUUUCGGCCAGGUGUGUUUUGAAUAUGUUUUUGUCCGGAGGCCAUUGAUUUGGUGGGUGUGUGCAUUUGCGAGCGCAAACCUCUCUCACCGGGGCGCAAUUAGACCCGAAGCUAUGAAUAAUAGAGCGUCUGUGCGCGCCGAGUGCCAACCUGAAAUCCAGGCAUGCAUUGAUCGGGUGCGGCUAGUAUUUGCGCUCCAAUAGUUCACUUGUAUUUUUAGUGCCGUUGGAGUCGCUGGUUCCGCAUCAACGUGUCAUUUUAGACGCCUGCAUACUUUGGCCCAUAAUUUACUAGCUAGGGUGUUUUUAAAAGACACCUUUCCGACAUCUUGUCACCUCAACUUCGCGCUGAUUUAAUGUAAACAAACACACCGGGCCUAUGACUUGUUUCAUCAUCGAUCGUUGUGACAUUGUAGCAUGCUCAAAAAGCGAUGGCGAUGUUGGCACCGAUGGCGAUGGCGAUGGCGGUGGAAGCGAUGGAAGCGAUGGCUCUCGGCCAGUCUCGUACACACACCGCCCUUCGUUGCUCAAUUCGUACUUUGCUCGCCGUCGCUGUUCGCUCGGUGAUGACUCUAUGUCAGCUGACGAGCAGUGACGCAGAAGAGACUGGCGGCGCGGCGAUCAUCAUUUUCCGGCCAGUACAAGGUGUGGCGGGCGCGCAGGCGAGCCGUCGGGCGUCUGUGCUGCGUGGAGACCCCGUGUCUCUCGCCCCGCAUGUUAAAACACAGACCUAGUCCACUGGUGCCUGGAGGGCGGGAGGGAGGGAGGAGCGGGGACCCAGGUUCCGACCAGGUCAUAGGGUCGCUGUAGACAGUACGAGGCUCAUGAUCUGUGUAUAAAAUGUAGUAAAUUAAUAGGAAUAAUAAAUGGAAAAACGAU